Messenger RNA from Cuscuta campestris, 1638 nucleotides. NCBI's taxonomy places the organism in Eukaryota, Viridiplantae, Streptophyta, Magnoliopsida, Solanales, Convolvulaceae. The record is from the annotation of a GenBank genome assembly.
UGGUGGCGGCGGUGGUGGGAGGGUGGCGUGGUGGGGAGGUUGGGCCACCUCCUGGUCACGGUGUUCCUGUCGGAGUUUGCGUCGUUCACGGUGACGCCGGUGAUGCCAGAUGUCACCAUGGACGCCAUCUGCCCCUCCCAAGACCACUGUUCUCUCGCUAUCUUCUUAUCCGGCUUCCAACAGGCUGUGACGGGAGUGGGGUUGGUGGUGAUGAUGCCGGUGAUAGGGAGGUGGUCGGAUGUGUACGGCAGGAAAGCACUAAUGACUGUUCCCAUGACGGCGUGCAUCGUGCCGGUGGCCAUACUGGCGGUGCGGAGGACGGAGAAGUUUUACUAUGCCUACUUCGUCUGCCGCACCCUGUCUGGGAUUGUGUGUGAUGGGGCAAUUCAAUGCCUGGCUCUUGCUUAUGUGGCCGACAGGACAACCGAUGGGCAGAGGGCUUCCGCUAUCGGGAUACUGGCUGCCAUUGGUUCUGCUGCUUUCGUCUGUGGAACAUUAGCUGCUCGCUUCUUCUCUACUCCCCACAUCUUUAUGUUUGCCACAGUUGUAUCAUUGGUGGCCGCCGUGUACAUGAGAAUAUUCCUUUCAGACACAACACCUUGCUGCUGCUGCUGUAAUAUGAUUCAAAGUGAUGCCACUGCGAACCGUCUUGGGAAGACGUCAGAACCUGAAAAAGCCACAGAAAAUGGUAGUGCUCCACUGUUGCUGGACUAUCAUCAUCAUCAUCAUCAUCAUCACAAACAGCAGAAAAAUCAAGGUGCACCUAAUAACACAACGAUCUUCAACAAGAAACCUCCGUCCCCAGUCGACAUUUUUCGCUUUCUCAAGAACAGCGGUUUAAUGUUUUCACUAGCAGCAUCCAUCGCCUUCUUAAAUAGUGUGGCAGAAGGAGGAGAGCAAGCUCCCUUCCAGUACUACCUAAAAGCCCGAUUUCACUUCAAGAAAAACAACUUUGCUGAUAUAAUGCUGAUUAACAACCUGGGAUCAACCCUCUCACAGCUAUUGCUGUUUCCAAUGUUGGCACCUUUAGUUGGAGAGGAGGUUUUGCUUUGCAUUGGACUCUGUGCCGGAUUCUGUAACAUGUUUGUGAACAGCAUAGCAUGGUCAAUUUGGGUUCCAUACGUUGCUUCUCUGUUCCCAAUCUUGAUUUCCUUGGUAAAACCAGGGCUACAAACCAUUGUUUCUAAACAAGUUGGAAGGAAUGAGCAGGGAACUGCCCAAGGCUGCAUUUCGGGCUUAAGUUCAUUUGGUAACAUCAUAUCUCCCCUCAUAUUCAGCCCCUUGACCGCUCUGUUCCUAUCAGAUGCGGCUCCUUUCCCGUAUCAAGGAUUCAGCAUCUUGUGUGUCGGCAUUGCUUGGCUGAUAGCUUUCGUUCCGGGUGCAAUGAUGGUAAAGCUAGCUCCUCUUACUCCUCAUCCACCCAUCAUCCCCGUUGUCCCAUCCUCUGAUCUAUCCGUCGUUCUAUAGUGUUCCUUCACUCAUGUUAUCAAUGAAUGAAGCUAUAUAUUGUAAAUUAAGGAGUUCCCGGAAAAUGCUCGACUUUAACCAUCACUAUAGUCACACACAUUGUGUAUAUUGUGUGUGUGUGGUACAUUGUGGUGUCAAAUUUAGCACCUAGCAUAAAUUAUUACUACCAUU